Coccinella septempunctata (seven-spotted ladybird) is the source of this 327-nucleotide messenger RNA. RefSeq lists its product as uncharacterized. The record is from RefSeq and is a predicted model, not a curated record. NCBI's taxonomy places the organism in Eukaryota, Metazoa, Arthropoda, Insecta, Coleoptera, Coccinellidae. The transcript has a single exon. Bases 1 to 327 code for a protein of 108 amino acids.
AUGGACUACCUGCGGCGGAGUGCAAGAGUAUCAAGGCUGCAACAUGUGACUAAUGAGGCCAUUAGGGAUCGGUUGCAUGCCAGAGAAACUGUGUUGGAUCGUAUCGAAAUAAAAGGUCUGAGGUGGUUUGGUCACUUAAUUAGAAUGCCUGAACAGCGAUGGCCUAAGCGGAUAUUUGAAUGGGUCCCGCCAGGGCGGAGGAAGCGAGGAAGGCCGAGGCGCUCUUGGAACGAGGGAAUACGCAAGUCUAUGGAGCAGAGACAGCUGAAUGUGGAAACGGCACAGGAUCGAGAGGCUUGGAGAAGAGGACUGGGUAGACGGCAUUAG